Molecule: messenger RNA, 1758 nt
Organism: Candoia aspera
Lineage: Eukaryota; Metazoa; Chordata; Lepidosauria; Squamata; Candoiidae
Gene: C12H8orf48
Product: chromosome 12 C8orf48 homolog
Exons: 5
Coding region: 9-866 (285 amino acids)
Source: RefSeq, a predicted model, not a curated record
AGAGUGUGAUGACCAGCUGGGGAGAUGACUCGAGGACAUCUGUUGCAGAGCAGAUGGGGCUGAACUGCAACUCCAGCAUGUCUGUUCCCAGCUAUUCGGAGGACACAUUUACAUCCCUGAGUGGAGAAGAGGAUGACACACAGUACGAAAAUGACCCAUUUGAAUCUUAUUGCUCAGUAGAGGAGUUGGAACAGCCGGCAGCGUCUGAUCCGGCCAAAAGCACUUGGCAAUCAGCACGUCAAAAUGAUGAAGAAUUGUUGGAUUCUGCAUCCAUAGGAGACUCUUUAGCUAGAAAAUGGAUCAAUCUUCUGAAAGGCAACAGAACUAGCCCUGAGAGAGUCAGACUUCCCACAGAACCAGAUAUUGCGUUACCAGGAAUUUCUGCAGUAUCUGAAGAAGAAUUGGGGGCUCUGCAGUCCUUUUGUGCCAGCAAGAUUAACCAUCUCCGUCAUCAGAGGACCUCAGAGCCAUUGAAGAGGAGCAGCCAUAAGGAUCAAGGGCAUAGGUUGGCUUCACGGAAGCAGCUGACGGGCGGUUGCCACUGUGCUGUCCCUUGUGAGCUAGUAAACAGGCUUCGUCUGAAAAACAUCAAGGAGAUGGUGAAGAAGAUAGCAGAAACCGAAAUGCACCAACCUUCACGAUGCCCCUUUUGCAUGAAGAAAAGAGCAGAGGUUGCAAAAGCUGAAUUUCUCCGUCGAAAGAAGACUAUACUGGACAACGUUUUGCUUCGAGAGAAACUGGAACACUAUAUGUAUACCAAAGAUUCCCUCACACUCAUCGGAGAAAUACAUAAAAGUCUUCCUAAGCUUUCUGAAGAUCCCAGGAAUAUAUGGCGGGAACUGAACAAAAGAGACUGGAAAGAAUAGCCCUUGCUUGUGGGAAUAUUGGAACAAAUAAACAAAACAAGGGACUGAAUCUCUCUAGGCUGAGCAGUGACAGUACUGAGAGUAAUAACACUCUGGAUUCCAGAGUCAAAUUUUACCUUCUGUCCCAGGGAGAACAGAGUUGUAUUUGAUGAUCAAACGAAAUGAUUUUUUUUUUUCAAGUCGCAAAGGGAAUUUUCGUACUGUGGGGACAAGCCAUAAAUACCAAGUUUUGGGUAAGUUUCUUUUAGGGAUUUGGGAGCAGCUCAUUGAUGCCCUUGCCUGUAAGAAAAACAAAUGCUUCUGGUUUUUCAAGGUGGGGAGUAUAAUUCUUGGAGUUCAGCUCAGUCUGCUGACGAUGAUUAAACUGAAGGCUGGGGCCCCACGUAGUAGGAAAGGGGAUGGUGUUGCAGUGGGGAAGCUUGCAAAGGAACUGCAGAAGUAGAAAUUGAGUAUGUUUUUAUAUAACUGAAGACAAGGAUAAAUCUGAAGUGAAGUUAGGCCAUCCCUCAGAGGAUUCCAAGACAAGAAGCUGUGAUAUUACUUUAGUGAUGUCAGUUUGUGGAUAUUGAAGCAGAGAAGAGAAUAAAACAGCGAAUGCAACUGGACUGAAAUGCCUAAGUGCUUCUGAACGUUUAUGGAGUUUGGGGAAAUAGAUUGUACAGUGCAGGUUACGGUGAUGAUUAUUCCCUUGCUAGCUAUGGUUGCUGAAAAUGUGAAGGCCCAGAUUUCUUCCAUUGUGAGGAAAGAGAUGAAAGCUGAAUUCUAAGCCUUAAAAUAGGCAUAUCACAGAUCAACAAAACCAGAUAGUCCAAAAAAAUCUCUAAAAGUUCUCUGGCCAACACCACCCACGUAUGUGAUAUAUGACCCUAUUCAUUCUACAGCUCUCAACCCU